AUGCAAUGCAGCGACCUCUCGCCGCGAAGGUUGAACCUGUGCCCUGAUUGUAUCAACUUCCACCCCUCCCUGCUGCCCAAGCAUCGGGGCUGUUGGUCCGCAUCCCAACUGGGGCCCGAGACAGUUGCUCUCGCAGCCAGUCAAAAGUGGCUGGAUUGCGCAGGUCAGGCUUCUGGUGCAUUUUUGAGGGCGACACCGAGACAGGUGUCACAUGCCACCGCAUGGUGGAGGCCACACGCUGCUUGCUGUGCUGAGGUCUUAGGUGCACAGGCGCUGUUCCGUGCGUUGACGCAGGCAUUCGAUGCGGGACUAGUGCUGCACCAGGAACGUAUCGUGGUGGACUGGAGCCCCGGAAAUGUCCGGUCUCCCGAGCAUUUCGGCCAAGACAAGCGGCUAAGGACGAGGUGGACACGGCCUUCUCUGCCCCGCCCACAGCCCAUUUGCAGUAGAUUCGACGUGGUGCCAGAUCCGUCUGCUGGUAGGUUUACCGGAAGCUAUUACCGGUUCGUGCGGUAUUUCAGUUCCGAAGGUCUCCCUGCAGGCGAAGAGCAGAAAGGUGAAAGCUCUUACCACUACAGGAAACUCCCAUUCGAUGGGCUGGUCCAACCAGACUGGUCUGAUCAGCAGGUAGCGCGCUUCAUUCGGGCGAUGGAGUUCCCGCCGUUUGAUGGUGCAGCCGUGCUCGUGGACGGCAAACGAGUGCUGGUCGACUCCGUCGAGGCAUAUCGCAGCCUGAUGCGCGGCGCUGGUGCAGCGCCUGAGCCAGCUCCGCAAAGUUCGUGA
Symbiodinium sp. CCMP2592 is the source of this 783-nucleotide messenger RNA. The record is from the annotation of a GenBank genome assembly. Lineage: Eukaryota; Dinophyceae; Suessiales; Symbiodiniaceae.